AUGACUCGCCCCGUCGUAGAAGUCGAAUACACAGAUACGAGGACAAGUCCGAGAGUUCGGGAGACAAGAAUACAAGAGAUACCGUGGGAGGAAGUGUCGCAAAUACGGAAUCGAGAGCGUGCGCUAGUAAGAAAAGAUUCCUCACCAUCUCCUCCUCCACAGCAGUAUGGACAAGACGAUGAAAGAUACGAACCUCGGCGCGGUCAGGAAGACUACACAACGAGAAGAGUCGAGCGACAAAGACACACAGACGAUGCUGUAGUGCCGUAUCGACGACAAGCCGACGACGAUUAUGAUCGCCGAACAACACCACGAGGUGCGAUGAGCCGCUAUGACAACGACAGUGACAGCGACUCUUCCUACGACCACCGGCGGCGUAGAAGAAGGAGAGGAGACGACCGACGCACACGAAGUAAAUAUCGUAGCGAGGCAGGCAGUCGCCGAAGUCAACAACAAGACCAGAAACAAUAUCAAGACCAAGACCCAGACCAGAACGAUGACAACGCCUCCCGCCUCUGGUACUCCGGUAAACCGCGACGUGACGGCUCCUUCUUUGAGAAAAACUUCGACUCCUCUUACGAUGGUCUUAUAGCUGCCGCCGCCGGCGCAGCCAUGGGCGCCAUCACAUACCGGAACUUCACCUCGUCGGACGCGGACCCCAAGCUAAGCGAAAUGGACCCAGAGACCAAAAACCAGAAGAUCUUGAAAACUGUUGCUGGCGCUGCGGCGGGAGCGGCGCUGUUCAAUGCGGGGGAGAAUUGGUAUAGGAUUUUUACGGAGGAGAGGGAGGCGAAGAUGGAGAAGAGGGAGCAGGAGGAUGAGGGGUUUCGGGCUAAGCAGGAGAGGAGGAGGCUGGAGGCGGGGAAUGGGUAUAUGUCCCGUCAGGCAGCGCUGCAGAAUGGAUUCAAGGUUGCUACUAAGUUUAUGUAA
Molecule: messenger RNA, 930 nt
Organism: Recurvomyces mirabilis
Lineage: Eukaryota; Fungi; Ascomycota; Dothideomycetes; Mycosphaerellales; Teratosphaeriaceae
Exons: 1
Coding region: 1-930 (309 amino acids)
Source: RefSeq, a predicted model, not a curated record